AUGAAGCUGAGGGGAAGGUCAGCUUGGCCUUGGCAGGUGGCCUUCCUUGUUGCCUUGGUGAUGCUCUGGGUUGACCCCGUGUCCGCCGGCAGCCGUAAUCAUCGGGGACCAACAGUGUCGUAUCAAGUGAAGCAGGGCACCUGUGAGGUGGUGGCCAUCCAUCGCUGCUGCAACAAGAACAAGAUUGAGGAGCGAUCUCAAACCGUCAAGUGCUCCUGCUUCCCCGGGCAGGUUGCUGGGACGACCAGAGCCAGACCGUCCUGCGUGGAAGCCUCUAUUGUCGCCCAGAAGUGGUGGUGUCACAUGCAGCCCUGCAUGGACGGAGAGGAGUGCAAAGUCCUGCCCGACCUGACAGGCUGGUCAUGCAGCACCGGCAACAAAGUCAAAACCACCAAGGUUACGCGAUAGCGAGAGCCGCCGAGGCCAAAGGAAACCCGAAGCGCUCCAUGUGGAGACGGCGGAUGACUCACACGCAUUCACAGACUGAAGGGGGAAUAUGGAGGGGAAGGGACUGCUGUCUGUCACAAAAACAAAACUAAAUGGAUAAAAUGUUCUCAUCAAAACCACAUGGAGACACAAAUGCAGCGAAAACUGUUGGUAGAAGCUAUGAGACUACAGCCGAGGUCACACACAGACGAUGACGCCAUUCCUACUCUCUACGGUGGAUCUCGAAACACAAAAAUGCAGUAUUUUGAAACUGUGCUUGAGCCGAGCGUAGCGCGAACUCAAGGAUGCGCUGACGGUGUCGUCAGACCCUGGACGCCUCUGCCAGAGACGGGAGUGAAGAAGGUCUGGGAGCAAUGAAUGAGAUAAAAGCUCAUAACUGGCAAAAUAGCAAAUUAGCAUCAGAAUGCUCUUGUGGGUCAUGUCACCGACGCUCCCGCUGUUUUUGCAGGAGUCAUUUUGCAGCUGUAAUUAGGGGGGAUUGCAGUAGAAUCAUAACAGCAUUAUUAAAAAUUCAUGUAGGAUAUUUGCACCCGUCGGACCCGUUUGGGUGAUGUUCUAUUGUUCGGUACACGGCACAUCCUUUGUGGUGGACCUAAGAUGAAACCGGAGGUGAAGCGUUUUGUAAACUGUCUGACGUGCGAAGUACUGUAGAUAAAUAUGCAUAUCGUAAACCAUUAAUUCUGAGUAGUUAUUUGGUAAAAAAAAAUAAGUAUUCAUGGAGCUUUACUUUCUUGCAGCUUGGAACAAUAUGAACUAGAAAACAACGUCUCAUUUAUUUCUCUUUUUAUUUUCGCCCGGAGACAUUUAUGAGCUCAUCCUUCAGAGUUAUGUCUCCUUGAUCUGCUGGGUUCAGUCGGCGGCGAUGGUUUUUAAGGAAAACAAUUCACCCAAAAGAAUCAUCCGUCUUUGUGCCGUUCGCACAGCUGAUUGAAACUGAUUUUUCUAGCCACAGUGACUUGCAAAAGUAUCAAUACUUCUUGGCCAUUUUAGCAUUUUUGUUACUUAAAGAACAGAAACUGAUGUAUGUUAGUUUGAUUAUAUGAAAUAGUCCAACACAAAAUAGUGCAGAAGUGUUCAGUGGAAGAUAUUUAUUUGAAACAUUUUGCCCAGUAAAAGUCGGAACAUUUGUGCAGCUUUGUACCCGACUUCUCCGUUAUGUUUGGUCUUCAUGACAUUAUUUGUUUUGCUGUUUUUCUCUAACAAACCUCCACAGAACAGUUUGAUUUACAUCAAUGUUAAACUCACACAGGGAACUGGCUUCCAUUAGAAAUGCACGCAAAAAAAAUAUUCUGCUAAUGUCGGAAAAACACAAUUUUGCAAUCUAAGUGUUUGAAUUAAAUAAGGAGUGCAAUUAAAAUAACACCCAAAUAAGUUUGUCACUACAAGACACGCCGCAUCAUCGCCAUCCUACCACUUCCUGUUGUUUUCUUCGUCUUUUCCAGCAGCAGUAACAACAGGGUGUUUAUCACGUGACUCGUGCGAUGCGACGAAAGCAUUUGGAAAUAAACCAAUUUCGAUGCAUCUGAAAACUCACCUCAUCCGCCAACUAGUUUUUUUAAAUCAAAGAAUAUGAGAUUUUUCUAAAUUCCCAUUGUCUCCAUUCAGCACAUUUAUUUUGUAGUUUCAAUUUGCAUAACCAAACGGUCAAUGGAAACACAGCUACUGUUAUUGUUUGCCAGAUGAUCAUCCACUAACAAAUGUAAAUCCUAUAUAUAAUUUUCCUGCAACUUAACAAUCUUACACUACUUUGUGUUUUUCUGAUCAUAAAGACUUUUUUUUUCUCGUGUCACAAAAGUAAAAAUGCUCCAGGGGUCUGAAUACUUUUGCAAGCCAUUGUGUUUUUAAUUUUUUUUACUUUGAAUCUAGUGCGGACACUCUGUGGCGUUUCUUAGGCUCUUACAAGCAUAAAUAGCGAGACUGAUUUGUUUUUACAUUUUGUAUGUCAAGAACGCAAACCGGCUCAAUUAGCGGAGGUUUUUGUCGCUACCUUUAUCGGUGGAUGGAUCUUUUUGUGUUCAACGUUUUCCAUUGAUUGCAUCUGAUCAAUGCUCCUGUGUCAUUUACAGAAAUAAUUGCUGCAGAUAAUGUCAGCGUUAGAAACCUCCUUCCUCUACAGGGCCCGAUCAUUACUGCAGUACAGCAGUGUUGCACAGCGAGCAGCCGUCACACUUUUCUGUCUUCUCUCUCAGAGUCUUUUCCCCUCUCUCAUGUCCCUCUCCUCUGGCACACUGACAAAGUGAUGAUAGUGCUGUUAAAAGAAAGUUUUUGUUCCACACGCUGCAUCACAGUUUUCUUGCUUGAACUAGAAUGGAGCUUUUCUUUCGGUUUUUUUUUGUUUUUUUUUUUUUUUUUUUUUGCUGUCACACUUUUUGAAAUGAAGUUUUCUCUCCUGGACAUGCAUCCAAAUCUUUCUCACGCGGCAUCCAGUCUGCCUCUCUGAUACGUGAAUGUGCUGGGUCAGCAUGCCUGGGGGUUAGCCUUCUGGGGCCAGCUCCUCCUCCUCCUCUUCUGCUUUUCAGACAUGCCGCCUUGUGAGCUAUGAUAAAUCUUUGGGAGCUGAGCCGCUGACUCUCCGGCUGCAGCGCUGAGCUCUGAGCCAGAGGGAGCUCGGGGGACGGCAGGGCUACCAGUGGCAGGCGCCUCCACUCUCUCAUUACUGAGAGGCCUGGAUAGAGCCGGUUUCCUCCUGGGAACACUGACACGGAAUAUUUUUAGGCUUACGGUGCAGCGUUGCCGUUAGGCCAGUCACACCACACUGCCCUCUUUCUUUGAGCACCGUCUCAGCAACAAUAGUCUAUUUUGAGAAAAGGAAGAAGAAAAAAAAACAUGACGUUCUGCUGUAGCAGUCAUGCACAUUUUAUAUAUACAUGCAUACAAAAAAACAACAACAAUAAAAAAACCAUGCACAUGCACAUUGGUAAACUUUACAGGUGCUUCUAGAACAUCAUUGUAUAUGUUCACAUAUUCACUUCAGAAGGUGAAACCUGUUUCAUUACGUACAAAGUGAUAUAUUUCAAGCAUUUAUUUCUGUUCAUUUUGAUAGUUGAUGAAAAUGUACAAUUCAGAUUAACAGAAAAUGUGAAUAUUAUAGAAGACAGAUUAAAAAAAGUGUAUUUAGAACUGAAAUGUACUCAGUCGGGGCACCUUUUGUACGAGUUGCCCCAUCAAUAUAGCAUGAUAAGGAGGCUGUCUGCCUGCAGCUCUGCUGGGUGUUGAAGAAGCUCGGGUUGCUCCGUGAGUAGCCCUGACCUCGUCUGCAUUGUUGGAUUUAGUGUCAAAGCCCUCUAAAGGCAGCAGUUAUUCCUGUGCAACUUCCUCAGCCCCACUUUUUCCUUCCACUAAGCUUCCCAUAAAUGCGCUCGGAUAAAGCCCUCUGUGAGUAUCCUGCUUCUUUAGCGAUCUUUGUGUGGCUUACACGCCUUAUCGAGGGUCAGGGUUGAGUAACUGUCUGCUGCUUUUAUUGGUCUAAUAAAAUAUUAAA
Molecule: messenger RNA, 3928 nt
Organism: Poeciliopsis prolifica (blackstripe livebearer)
Lineage: Eukaryota; Metazoa; Chordata; Actinopteri; Cyprinodontiformes; Poeciliidae
Gene: tafa4b
Product: TAFA chemokine like family member 4b
Exons: 4
Coding region: 1-408 (135 amino acids)
Molecular function (GO): receptor ligand activity
Source: RefSeq, a predicted model, not a curated record